This is a messenger RNA of Aspergillus mulundensis, 1668 nucleotides long. RefSeq lists its product as uncharacterized. Lineage: Eukaryota; Fungi; Ascomycota; Eurotiomycetes; Eurotiales; Aspergillaceae. Gene Ontology annotation, cellular component: aminoacyl-tRNA synthetase multienzyme complex; cytosol; cytoplasm. Gene Ontology annotation, biological process: aspartyl-tRNA aminoacylation. The transcript is spliced from 2 exons. The coding region runs from base 1 to 1668 and encodes 555 amino acids. Gene Ontology annotation, molecular function: RNA binding; aspartate-tRNA ligase activity; ATP binding. The record is from RefSeq and is a predicted model, not a curated record.
AUGGCGGAUUCCGAAUUGCCCACUCGCCCCAAGCCCGAGGAGACUCCCGCUGCGGAGGCUGGUGAGGGCGGAGAAGGCAAGCUCAGCAAGAGUGCGCUGAAGAAGCUUGCGAAGGAUAAGGCGAAGGCGGAGAAAGCUGCUCAGCGAGCUGCGCAAGAACAGGCCCAGGCUGCCGCUGCUGAGGCGAACGACACCGCAAAAGAUCUAUACGGCCCAAUUCCUGAGACCGCGGACGUCCUUCCUACCACACAACUCGCCGAUAUCAAUGACGAACAUUAUGAGAAGGAGAUUACGGUCGUGGCUCGUGUGGACAAUGCCCGUGCUCAGAGCGCCAAGUUGGCAUUCCUGAUGCUCCGACAGCAGGGUCUGAAGGUGCAGGCUGUUAUUGCUGCGGCGGAACCCAUCUCGCGACAGAUGGUCAAGUACACUAGUGGCUUGAAUGUCAACUCCAUUGUCCAGGUCACUGGUAUUGUAAAGAAGCCUGGUGUUCCGAUUGCCUCCGCCACCCUGAACAACCACGAACUCCACAUCCGCAAGAUCUACAUGAUCGCUGAAGCCGCCCAACAACUUCCCAUGCAGGUCAAGGAUGCGGAGCGACCACUUCCGGAGACCACUGAGGAGGGUUUCCAGGUUGACGCCGAUGGUGCGCCCAUUGUCACCCUCAAGACCCGUCUUGACAACCGUGUCUUGGAUCUUCAGACAGCGACCAGCCAGGCUAUUACCUGGAUCUCCAGCGGUGUUGCAGAGCUGUUUGCGGAGUACAUGAUCAAGAGCGGUUCUCGAUGGAUCUCUACGCCCAAGUUGGUGGGCGCUGCCACAGAGGGUGGCAGUGGUGUUUUCGAGGUCAAGUACUUUAAGAGAAACGCAUACCUGGCCCAAAGCCCGCAGCUGUACAAGCAGAUGUGUAUCGCCGGUGAUAUGAAGAACGUCUUUGAGAUUGCGCCUGUCUUUCGUGCCGAGGAGAGCAACACUCACCGCCACUUGACCGAGUUCACUGGUCUGGAUUUUGAGAAGACCUUCAGCUCUCACUACCACGAAGUUCUCGAGUUUGCCGAGGAACUCCUCGUUUUCAUCCUUUCUCAGCUCAAGGAGCGAUACGCGGACCAGAUCGCCAUCAUCCAGAAGUCAUACCCCAAGGCAGGCGACUUCAAGCUCCCCAAGGACGGCAAGGCCCUGCGACUGAACUACAUGGACGGUGUGGCGCUUCUUAAGGAGGCCGGUGUCGAUGUCUCAGAACAGGAGCGUUUUGAGAACGACUUCACUACUGCUAUGGAGAAGCAGCUGGGCCAGAUCAUCCGUGAGAAGUACGACACUGAUUUUUAUGUGCUGGACAAGUUCCCCAUGGCUGUCCGCCCCUUCUACACCAAGUCCUGCCCCCAGGAUUCCCGCUUCUCCAACUCGUAUGACUUCUUCAUGCGUGGCGAGGAAAUCAUGUCCGGAGCUCAGCGUAUUCACGAUGUGAAAGAGCUUGAGGCCUCUAUGGUCGCCAAGGGCGUCGAUCCCAACCAGGAAGGCUUCGAAGACUACCUGGCAGCCUUCCGCCAGGGAUGCCCUCCCCACGCCGGUGGUGGUCUGGGUCUGAACCGUAUUGUCAUGUUCUUCCUUGGACUGCCAAACAUCAGGUUGGCAACUCUGUUCCCUCGUGACCCCCAGCGUCUACGUCCUUAA